This is a messenger RNA of Chenopodium quinoa (quinoa), 6023 nucleotides long. RefSeq names its product ATP-dependent RNA helicase DEAH12, chloroplastic-like. The transcript has 3 exons. Gene Ontology annotation, molecular function: zinc ion binding; RNA binding; ATP binding. Gene Ontology annotation, biological process: spliceosomal complex disassembly. Bases 607 to 5820 code for a protein of 1737 amino acids. NCBI's taxonomy places the organism in Eukaryota, Viridiplantae, Streptophyta, Magnoliopsida, Caryophyllales, Amaranthaceae. Gene Ontology annotation, cellular component: intracellular anatomical structure; catalytic step 2 spliceosome. The record is from RefSeq and is a predicted model, not a curated record.
AAAAUAUUAGAUUAGAACUAAUGUUAAUUAUACUGAACAACAUGUAAUUUUGUCAUGCAUUCCUAACUCAUUACUAUUUUGAACAAAUAUAAUUAUUUCUUAUUUAACGCCCCGCAACGCUCGCUAGCAAGAUCCUUUAUAUAAAAACCCGUUAAAUUAGGGCACCAUGCGUUCCCUAUCCCUUCCUUUGAAUGUCACAAACUCUUUACCCUCCUACUCAAAAGAACAUUCAAAUAAAUCACAUUGCUUAUUCUAGAAGGAUUCCAAAAAGUACUCCUCUUAUAGGUAGUACACUAACCUAAGAAAAACGACAAAUCACCAAGAAAAUCACCAAGAAAAUAAAAAGCAUUAACCUUUUCCAACUCAUAAUCUCCAUCAUAUCCAACUUUCACUAUCUCUAUAAAUAAAAAAAUAAAAACAAUUAAAUCUAAUUAAUUUAAUCACUCACACCCUUAAUAAAAACCCAAAACCAAAAACCCCUCUAUAAUUAUUCUGCCCUUUAAAAAAAAAUUAAUUUUUCACUAACCCACUGUUUCUCUCAGCUAAAACCCUUCACCUUCAAAAUUUUUCCCCAAAUUCUUAGGGUUUUUCUCCCUAAUUUUUCUCAUGGCUCGAAUUUGCAACCCAGGUUUCCGAAAUCACUCGAAUUUUUCGUCGUAUUCAUCCCGGAAUCACAAAUCUCCGGCGGAUGACCACCGUGGACGGCCGCCGGAUGUUCUAGAAGACCACUGUCGUCUCCGCCCUAAUUUCAUCGUCAAGCUCUCUCCUCUUCCUGGCGACACCUUCAAUUACAGAAAUUCCGGUGUUAUUCAAAGCGUAUUGGUGAAACACUGCAAAUUCCGACCGUACGACGUCGUUUUCGAGUGGAAAUCGUCGUCAAUUCUUCUGUAUUACAUUCAAUGGAUUUGCGCUCGUGAAGGUGUCGUUAAAUUCUGGGAGGCGCUUUUCAAUGGCGAACAUAAUUUGACCCCAAUUUUGAUUCGAAACGUCAUCGUUCCGUCUGAUGUUGAUGAGGUUAACGAUAGGUUGAAACCGCUGUUUCUGGCGAAGCUUCGAGGUAUGGAUUCUGGAGAAGAGGUGAAAAACUGGGAGGAAAAAUUGCAGAGUUUGGAGAAAGAAAUUGCAGCGGUUUUUGUUGCUAUGAAGAAACAACAACAUCCGCAGCUAUUUGAGGAGAAUAGGAAGAAGAAGGAGGUGUUGAAGAGUGAGAAAGAGUUGAUUGUUAAGCGUAUUCAGGAGUUUAAAGCAGGUGUUCGUUGUUUGCGUUGUUACAUUGAAGGUGUAGAAUGUAAAGGAGGUUAUUCGCCGUAUUGGUUCCAUGAUGGCGGGUUCGAUUGGCCGAGGAUUUAUCAUCUGAUAACGAGGGAAUGUCGUCGGUUUCGAGACGGUUUGCCUGUAUAUGCUUAUCGCCGGGAACUUCUCCGGGAGAUCAGUUCUCAGCAGAUAAUGGUGUUGAUUGGGGAAACGGGAUCGGGAAAGAGUACUCAGUUGGUGCAAUUUCUUGCUGAUUCAGGUUUAGUUGGCGAUGGAUCUUUAAUAUGCACUCAGCCAAGAAAGAUUGCGGCAAAUUCACUGGAACGUAGAGUUAAAGAAGAGAGUUAUGGGUGUUAUGAAGAUAAUGCUAUCAGCUGCUAUCGGUCUUUUUCAUCUCUUCAGCAAUUUGAUGCCAAGCUAAUAUAUAUGACAGAUCACUGUCUACUGCAGUACUGUAUGAAUGACAAGAUGUUGCAUGGGGUUUCCUGCAUUCUUGUUGAUGAAGCUCAUGAAAGAACUCUAAACACUGAUCUGCUCUUGUCAAUGCUUAAAAAGUUGCUUCCUCUGAGGCCUGACCUGAGACUUAUUAUCAUGUCUGCAACAGCUGAUGCUAAGCAACUUUCAGAAUAUUUCUUUGGAUGUGGAAUGUUUUCGGUGGUCGGCAGAAAUUUCCCAGUUGAUGUGAAAUAUGUCCCAUCUUUCUGUGAAGGAAUUUCUCAGUCACUUAUUGGGUCAUCUGGUAACAUUGCCCCUUAUGUGUAUGAUGUUGUAAGAUUGGUGACUGAAAUCCAUAGAACUGAGAAAGAAGGCACCAUUCUUGCAUUUUUGACGUCACUCAUGGAAGUUGAAUGGGCUUGUGAAAUGUUGGUUGUACCUGAUGCGGUGCCUCUGGCAUUACAUGGUAAGCUGUCAUAUGAAGAGCAGUCACAGGUGUUCCAGGACUACCCUGGAAAAAGAAAAGUUAUAUUUGCAACAAAUGUUGCUGAAACAUCCUUGACAAUUCCAGGGGUCAAGUUUGUUGUUGAUUCUGGUCUGGCUAAGGAGAGCAGGUUUGAACCUGGUUCUGGCAUGAAUGUAUUGAGAGUAUGCUGGAUCAGCAAGAGUUCUGCUAACCAACGAGCUGGUCGUGUUGGGAGAACAGAACCAGGAUGCUGUUAUCGGCUGUACUCUCUGGAUGAUUUUACUUCGAUGACUGCUCAGCAAGAACCUGAAAUUCGUAGAGUACAUCUGGGUGUUGCUGCCUUGAAAAUUAUUGCACUGGGAGUAAAAAACAUUAGUGAGUUUGAUUUCAUUGAUGCUCCCUCCACUGAGGCAAUUGAUAUUGCUAUUCGAAAUCUUGUGCAGUUGGGAGCUGUCACUUCAAAUAGUGGCAAUUUUGUAUUGACUGACCUUGGUCGGUCACUGGUUAAACUGGGCAUCGAGCCUCGUUUAGGUAAGCUAAUUCUCGGAUGUGGCAGUGUUGGCCUGAAAAAAGAAGGUAUUGUUCUUGCUGCAGUUUUGGCAAAUGCCAGCAGUAUAUUUUGUCGAGUUGGUAACCUUGCAGAUAAGCUGAAGUCUGACCGUCUUAAGGUGUCAUUUUGUCACCCUCAUGGUGAUCUCUUUACGCUGCUUUCUGUUUACAAAGCAUGGGAGGAUGUUCCAGUGGGAAAGAGGAGGAAUCAGUGGUGUUGGGAUAACAGCAUUAAUGCCAAGGCAAUGCAAAGAUGCCAUGAUGCCAUCUGUGAAUGGGAGAGCUGUCUUAAAAGCGAACUUCGUAUUAUUGUACCAAGUUACUGGGGCUGGACACCUGAGCGUGUCACGGAGCAUGACAGGAAUCUUACAAUGGCCAUUCUUGCUUCCCUUGCUGAAAAUGUGGCAAUGUACUCUGGUAGUGAUCAACUCGGCUAUAAAGUGGCAUUGUCAGGGCAAUAUGUGCAGCUUCAUCCUGCCUGUUCUCUGUUGAUGUUCAAUCAUAGGCCUGAUUGGGUAGUCUUUGGUGAAUUAUUAUCAAUGUCUUGUCAAUAUUUGACGUGUGUGACUGCAUUUAACCAGGAACUCUUAUCUGCUCUUACCCUCCCUCCUCUGUUUGAUGUUUCUGGACUGGCAAGUCAAAAGCUGCAAGUAAUGACAUUAUCUGGCAAUGGGAAAACCCUUCUUAAGAAAUUCUGCGGGAAGUAUAAUAAUGGUCUGACUUAUCUUGUGUCACGACUGCGAAGUAUCUGCGGAGAUGAAAGAAUCAUCGUUGAAGUUGACUGUGAUAAGGAUGAAAUUCGGUUGUAUACUUCUUCAGAUGACAUCGAAAAGGUUUCAGAUCAUGUUAAGGCUGCUUUGGAUCGUGAAAGACGAUCAUUACAGAAUGAAUGCGUGGAAAAAUGUUUGUAUCAUGGUGGUCCUGGUGCAUUCCCUCCUGUUGCACUUUUCGGGUCUGGAGCUGAAAUUAAGCAUCUAGAGCUUGACAAAAGAUGUUUGACUGCUGAUGUAUUCCAUCCCAAUGCCAAUGCUAUUGAUGAUAAAGAGCUCUUAUUGCUUUUUGAAAGUCAUGCCUCAGGAGUAUGUGCUGUCCAUAAAUCUGUAAUUCAUGGUUCAGAGAUGGAAGAUAAAGAGAAGUGGGGCAGUAUUACGUUUCUGACGCCUGAUGCUGCCAAAAGGGCAGUUGCUGAGUUGAACAAUUUUACGUUUGAUGGUUCUUUGCUUAGAGUGAAUCUUUCAAGGGCAACAUUUGGAAUAGACCGACCUUUUUCAUUUCCUGCUGUCAAAGCAAAAUUGUCAUGGCCUCGUAGAAUUAGCAGAGGCUUUGGUAUUGUUAAAUGCAUGGCUCAUGAUGCUGAUUUACUGGUUUCACAGUUCUCUAAUCUGCGGAUUGGAGAAAGAUAUCUAAAAUGUGAACGUAGUGAAAAGUCUAUUGAUUCUGUUGUGAUUAGUGGAAUUGAUCGGGAAGCUUCUGAACCUGAAAUAUUACAGGUAUUGAGGAGUGCUACAAAUCGAAGAAUUAUGGAUUUUUUUUUGGUCAGGGGAGAUGCUGUGGAAGAUCCAACAUGCCAUGCAUGUGAAGAAGCUCUUUUUAGAGAGAUUUCUGUAUUCAUGCCAAAAGGGGCCCCACAGAUUAAUUUCUGCAGAGUUCAGGUCUUUCCUCCAGAGCCCAAGAAUGUUUUUAUGAGAGCUUUGAUUACUUUUGAUGGAAGGUUACAUUUGGAGGCGGCAAGAGCGUUAGAAGAGAUUGAAGGAAAGGCUUUACUUGGUUUUCAAUCAUGGCAGAAAAUACAAUGCCAGCGUUUAUUUUACACUUCAGUGUGUUGUUCUUCUGCUGUCUACUCUAUAAUCAAGAGAGAACUUGAUUCCUUGGUGGCAAGAUUUAACCGUCAAAUAGGAACUGAAUGCACUUUAGACAGGAAUGCCAAUGGCUCUUAUCGAGUGAAGAUUUCAGCAACAGCCACUAAAGUUGUUGCUGAGUUGAGAAGACCACUGGAAGAACUUAUGAAAGGGAAAAUUAUCCAUCAUGCCAGCCUCACUCCAGCUGUUCUACAGCUGCUCUUUUCUAGAGAUGGUAUCACAUUAAUGAAGUCCCUACAACAAGAAAUGAGAAUCUACAUAUAUUUUGACAGGCAGAGUCUUAAUGUGAGAAUGAUUGGGCCUUCUGCUAAGAUUGUUGUUGCAGAGGAGCAGUUUGUUCAGCGCCUUCUUAAUCUCCAAAUGAAUAAGCACUUAGAGAUCCAUCUACGUGGAGUUGAACUGCCGCAUGACUUGAUGAAGGAAGUUGUCAAGAGGUUUGGCCCAGACCUGCAUGGGCUGAAGGAGAAGAUACCUGAAACUGAGUUCACUCUUAAUACACGCCGUCACGUCAUUUCCAUUUGUGGUACUAAAGAGGCAAAGCAAAAGUUGGAGGAGAUUGUAAAUGAGAUAGCACUAGUUAGUGGUAGUUCAAGAGAGCCUAAUGCUUGUAGUGAAAAGGCAUGCUCGAUUUGUUUGUGUGAACUGGAGGAUGCAUAUCAGCUUGAGAGCUGCAUGCAUGUGCUCUGCAGAUCAUGUUUAGUGGAACAAUGUGAGUCAGCAAUAAAAAACAUAGAUAGCUUCCCUAUCUGUUGUGCCCAUGAAGGUUGUGGCGUCCCUUUUUGGCUUGUUGAUUUGAAAUCUCUUUUGUCAUCUGAAAAGCUGGAUGAGCUUUUUAUGGCUUCAUUGCGAGCAUUUGUAGCAUGUAGUUACGGCAAAUUCAAAUUUUGCCCUUCACCUGAUUGUCCUUCUGUUUAUCAGACUGAUGGUCCAGGAAAGACAGGGGAGCCUUUUGUGUGUGGGGCUUGCUAUGCAGAGACUUGUACUCAAUGCCAUUUGGAGUACCACCCUUACUUAUCAUGUGAAAAGUACAAGGAAUUCAAGGAAGAUCCAGAUUCAUCUCUAAGAGAGUGGUGGAGAGGUAAGGAGGAGUACGUUAAGAGGUGUCCGAUUUGUGGCCAUACCAUUGAGAAGUCCGAGGGAUGCAACCACGUUGAAUGUAAAUGUGGGAAGCAUUUGUGUUGGGUUUGCUUGGAGUACUUUGCUGAUAGUGAUGAAUGUUAUAGCCAUUUGAGGGAAAUACAUCACGGGAUUACAUGAAAGUGGUAUUUAUCUUAAUCCUAACCAUUAGAUGUCAUGUAUAUAACUGGCUUGUUUAGUUUAGCUCAUUGUACAUUUCCACAAUCCCAUAGCUCCGACUACAGUCUAAAACUAACUUUAGUGAUCCCUCUGUAUAUAUCGAGUUUGGUAAUGAUGUUAUAUAUAUACGGAGUACAUAUAGUGCUCGUGGCAGGUUUGACGCA